AUCCAAACAUUCUCCCUGACUUACCAGAGACCGCGUCGGCUGAAGGACCAACUCAUUAUAUUCGCAAUCCUUCGCGUCUUCGAUGUCGCCCUCACUACUGCUGCGGCCACGGCAGCAGCAGCAGCAGCCGGCGCACACGCAGCUGGUGCCCCCCUGACCCCCGAGAUACUACGGAAUGCUGCUGCCGCCGGCGCACUCAAAUCGGGACUUAUGGCUUUUGCCGGCCUCAUUAUGCUAUUAGUGCCACAGAAGUCGGCCCUCAUCAUCCUCCCGGUGCCCUUGGGUACAACCAUGGCGUCAAAUGUUGUGUUGAUGGCAGCCAUAUCAACUUGGAUACUUGGACACGCGCCAACCCAGCUUCUCGUAGCCACCGUUGUGGCGUCCGUCCCACUCACCUUAUGCCUGGUAUAUUAUUAUGGAGCAUUUAAAGUACCAGUCACAGUAACUUCAAUUCCAUUGGAUGUCCUCGGGGCAUAUACAUUCGUGAAGAUGGCCGACAACCUAGGCUACCCUAUCUGCCCAACCAGGCCCGCAAUGGUCGCCGGUGCCAUCCUUGGAACGGUCUUUUCCGCCAGCCUAACUUUACUCAACUGCUUCGUCAUAGGAAAGAACAGGAUCAUAUACCAGGACGAGGUCUCCACCCGGGGCUGGGCUGCCCACAGUUGCUGCGGAAACUGGGUUUCGUUCCAUUCCACCGAGACGGAAUACUACGGCGAGGGUGAAACCAAUGGUUGUAGGACUAAGAUCACGUCCGGAACGGUGCGUAACAGUUAUCAUGGCCUCGGAAUUCGCUGGGAUUCUGGUGUGGUGUACGGGGGGUUGCUUUUGGACGGGUCUUCAUCGAAGAGAACUUCGUCGACUCAGGCACAUGACGGGCCAUGA
Molecule: messenger RNA, 882 nt
Organism: Dichotomopilus funicola
Lineage: Eukaryota; Fungi; Ascomycota; Sordariomycetes; Sordariales; Chaetomiaceae
Exons: 5
Source: RefSeq, a predicted model, not a curated record